AUGACUGGGGAGAGGAAAUGUUCCUUUUUUCUAGGGUACUCCAGGGAACAGAUCCAGUGGAGACAGGGGGUGGGGCACGUAGCUCAGAGGAUUAGAGCAUGUGGAAGGUCAUUUUGUGCUCCUUUUCCAUCAUUCUAUUCACUGGGAGCUUCACUAAACUUGAAUUACUACAAGAAGACAUGCCCUGAUGAAGAGUUCAUAGUUGCAGAAGCACUCACGAAUGUAAUCAUGGAAGACAAAACAGUAGCUGCAGCCUUACUCAGAAAGCAUUUUCAUGAAUGUUUCAUAAGGGUACGUAGGAAAUCAUCUCCUUUAAAGCUGUCUAUAAUCCAAUCAUAUACCUAUGUAAUUGACAAUCCCAAGAAAGAAUUGGGAGCUGUGUGUUCUGGUGUGGCAUCAUCAAUUGCUGAUAUCUUGGCUCUUGCUGCCAGAAAUGCAGUUGGUCUUUUGUGGAGGUCCAGUGAAACAAGACAAUUGCCAUCCUCGACCUUUGGCACAUCUCAGCUGCAACAAAGCUUUUCUCAGAGAGGUUUAUCCAUGAAUGACCUAGUGGGUCUUAUGCAGUAUAAUCCACAAUUUCAACGCCACAAACGAAGUAGAUCCUUCAAUGCAUCCAUCCUCUGCAGAAAGCUUAAAGACAGUGUGGAAAAUGCAUCCUCUUCAGACCAAGCUCUACUCAGUACUCCUAAGACUAAAGACUUGGUCCCUAAGUUUGCUAGUUCACAAGGAGCUCUCUCAGAGGCCUUCAUGAACUCCAUGAUCAAGAUGAACAGCAUGACAGGUGGACAGGAGCUGACCCCAGCCUUUUGUGAUAAAAACUUGGAUGAAGACCUUUUAUUUGUCAGGGACAAUGAUCACCUUUACAAAAGGUUUGCUCCUAACCAUUUCGUCCUCAGGGCAGUGAUUGGAAAUUGGAAUCCCUCCCAUCUCCAAAUAAAAGAGAAGAAAAACAAACCGAUCAAUUGA
Messenger RNA from Tripterygium wilfordii, 966 nucleotides. Its product is annotated as peroxidase 64-like. The record is from RefSeq and is a predicted model, not a curated record. Lineage: Eukaryota; Viridiplantae; Streptophyta; Magnoliopsida; Celastrales; Celastraceae. Gene Ontology annotation, cellular component: plant-type cell wall; plasmodesma. The coding region runs from base 1 to 966 and encodes 321 amino acids. Gene Ontology annotation, molecular function: heme binding; peroxidase activity. The transcript is spliced from 6 exons. Gene Ontology annotation, biological process: response to oxidative stress.